AUGCCUGCCGUCGGCGACCAGCAUCUCAAUACAGGCGGGAAAACAAUAACAAAUCCCUUCGAAGACGUCAAGCCUCGAAUCUCCGAGUACACAGCCCAAGAAAUUGCUACGCUCCAAAGCCGACUCGAAAAGCAACUGGGCCCAGAAUACAUCUCCUCAAGAGCCGGACCCUCGGGACAAAAGGUACACUACCUAGCAGCAGAGAAAUGCAUCCAACUCGCCAACGAAGUCUUCGGCUUCAACGGCUGGUCCAGCCAGAUCAUGGACGUACAAGUCGAUUUUGUAGACGAGAAUCCGCAGACCUUUAAGGUCUCUCUAGGUCUCAGUGUUAUUGUACGAGUCACACUGCGAGAUGGAACCUUUCAUGAGGAUGUCGGGUACGGACACAUGGAGAACUGCAAGGGAAAGGCGGCGGCGUUUGAAAAGGCAAAGAAGGAGGGCACGACGGAUGCAUUGAAGAGAGCCCUCAGGAAUUUUGGCAAUGUGCUCGGCAAUUGCAUUUAUGAUAAGGAGUAUUUGAAGCAUGUUACUAAGGUCAAGGCACAACCUACGAAGUGGGAUGUGGAGAAGUUGCACAGACAUUCUACGUUUGUGCCUACGCCGAUGAAGAAGGAGCUGGAGCCGGGGUUUAAACUGUUGGAGGAGAAAUCACAGAAUGGAGCUGCUGGUGCGAGUAUCUCCACUGAGGAUACCUUCGAUGACGAAUUUGGAGAUUUUGAUGAAGCAGACUUCAGUGUUGCAGACCCGGAAUCCCAUCCGGACGAGGUGGUUAUUCCUCCUGAGCUACCUGCUGCAUCUCACCAUUUCAAUGGUGUUCGAGGCCGCCCUUCUGCCCCAAACGGAGGCAACCUAAAUAUAAAUAGGCCACCUGCCAGUCACCCUCCACCAGGGCCUGGCCCAGGAAAAGGUCAGCCUGUAGGCAACAAUAAUCAGGCACCUCAACCUCAAACGCCCAAUAGUGGAUUUACGAGGUCGAACAGCGGAGCAGGUCAAGCUAUGCGUCCACCAGCAGAUUCGGGACUUCAGUCACGCCCUCUUGUUGCUGGACGCGUCCUCAACCAGCCAAGUCGGAAUGGUCCACCUUCAGCACCGGCCUCUCCAGCUCGACUUAACAGACCCUCCGACGACGCUGACGCCUGCAUGCCUCCACAAGGAGCAGGCUUUUUCUCAGCCAGAGCAGCAGCCAUGCUCCCCGAAGGCCAGACCACCGAGGGAGCCCCCGCACCACUACCCAGCCACCUCCCCGCCUUCAACCCACACGCCGAAUCCCCAUCCAUCCGCAAAACUCCCGGAAUCGACCACAAAACCUCCAAACCACUGACUCGAGAUCUUAAACAUAUACCUGGUUCAUCUCAAGCUGUGGCUGCCAGCCCUGGGCCAAAGACGACUAAUAUUGUGAACCCCCAGCUAGAUGCGACAAGAAGGAUUGGUGCACCUGGGAGCUUUAGUCCGAUGGCGAAUAGGGGAUCAUUUAAGCAGCCAUUGAAGAGGCCGGUUGAUAAUGGAGCGAACAGGACGCCUUUGACGGAUUUACCUGCCAAUGGACCUGUGGGAGGUGAUGCUGGUGGUGAUACCAAGAGGCAGAGGAUUAAUGGUUGA
This is a messenger RNA of Hyaloscypha bicolor E, 1599 nucleotides long. Its product is annotated as recombination protein Rad52. Gene Ontology annotation, biological process: double-strand break repair via homologous recombination; DNA recombinase assembly; double-strand break repair via single-strand annealing. Gene Ontology annotation, cellular component: nucleus. The transcript has 4 exons. The coding region runs from base 1 to 1599 and encodes 532 amino acids. The record is from RefSeq and is a predicted model, not a curated record. Lineage: Eukaryota; Fungi; Ascomycota; Leotiomycetes; Helotiales; Hyaloscyphaceae.